Arabidopsis arenosa is the source of this 1182-nucleotide messenger RNA. Lineage: Eukaryota; Viridiplantae; Streptophyta; Magnoliopsida; Brassicales; Brassicaceae. The record is from the annotation of a GenBank genome assembly.
GAUCCUCCCCCAAAUUCUCGUGUCAUGCAACAUCAUUUUCCUGGGAAAGAUCUGAUCUUUCUUUCAGAUUCGUUUUGCCCAGACAGGGUUUGGAUCUGAAAGGAUCGGUAAGAGAGACAAGAUCGAAUCUUUCCUUGGGGGAUUCAUUUCAAAGUGUUUGUUUUUGUCUGAAGAUCAAGAACACAAAAGAAAAAAAAAGAAACAGAGGAAGGAAGAAGAAAAAUGAUGAAGCUUUGUCCUUGUUUCAUCAACCCGCAACAACUUGGACCUAAUUCGCCUAGAGAUUCAUUUGAUGAAGGUCUUACAGCUUAUAGAGGCCAUAGCCGUAAACUUUUUGCUCUGUUCACAUUUCGCUCACACCGAAAAGGAAGCUGCAGGCAGAAGUAUAUAACAGAGGAGAUAAAGAAGUAUGGGAACAUGAAGAACUGCGGUCGAAUCUUCAAAUUCAAGGAACUAAUAGCUGCAACCGAUAAUUUCAGCAUGGAUUGUAUGAUUGGAGAAGGCGGUUUCGGAAGAGUCUACAAAGGGUUCCUCAGCAGCCUCAAUCAGGUGGUGGCUGUAAAGAGGCUUGAUAGGAAUGGAUUGCAAGGAACAAGAGAGUUCUUUGCAGAAGUGAUGGUAUUGAGUUUGGCUCAACAUCCAAACCUUGUCAAUCUCAUUGGCUAUUGCGUGGAAGACGACCAACGAGUCCUCGUUUACGAAUUCAUGCCCAACGGAUCUUUGGAAGAUCAUUUGUUCGACUUACCAGAAGGGGCACCAAGUCUAGACUGGUAUACGAGAAUGCGGAUAGUGCACGGUGCAGCUAAAGGGCUCGACUUCGGUGUUGUCCUCCUUGAGAUCAUUUCUGGGAGACGAGCUAUUGAUGGCGAUAGACCAACCGAAGAACAAAACUUGAUCUCUUGGGCGGAACCGUUGUUGAAAGAUAGAAGGAUGUUUGCACAGAUUGUGGAUCCAAAUCUAGAAGGGAAUUACCCAGUAAAAGGGUUGCAUCAAGCUCUCGCGAUUGCAGCAAUGUGUUUGCAAGAAGAAGCAGAGACUAGGCCAUUGAUGGGAGAUGUGGUCACAGCACUUGAGUUCUUGGCUAAGCCUAUAGAGGUUGUUGAUAACACUAAUACUACUCCUGCCGCCUCUGCUACUCAGACAUCAUCAUCUGAUUCAUAAAACUAAACUUUUUUUUUUCAA